AUGGAAACAAAAGUUUAUUUUCACGUUUUGUUCUUGUUCUUUUCGUGGAACUUGGCGGUGGUUUAUUGUGAAGAACUAGUCGCAAUAUUCGCACCAAGAACUUCCUUCAAAACCCACAAAUACAAUGUGUUCAUCCAAACUAAGACAAUUGAUCAUGAAACAGAGUUGGCUCUUCAAUUCCGACAAUACAACCGAACAUACAGCUUAACAAAUCACAACAAAUAUGCCAUAAACUAUCCAACCAACAACACUGGCAGUGCCAAGAAACUAAAGUUUACAGCAACUUUAUAUCGUGAAAGAACCAAAGGCAAAGACACAGUUCAACAAUGUUCUACACAUCAUUUAGAGGUUAAAGUUGAUAAGCCGAUAUUUUACACAUUCAUCCAGACGGACAAGCCUAUUUAUAAUCCACGAGAUGAUGUCAAAUUUCGAGUAGUUGUUGUUGAUAAGGAUUUGAAGCCUCGAAUCAUGAACAAUAUUGAUAUUGAAAUUGUUGAUCCACUGAACCGCACAAUCGACAAAUUCACAGAUCUCGAGGGGAAAAACCAAGGCGUUUACGUAGAAAAAUUCACAAUAAGUAAAAAUCCCCUUUUUGGAAUUUGGAAAUUAAAAGUCACUGUUGAUAAGUUUAAAAGUUUAACGACAACAAAGUCAUUUAAUGUCCAAAAGUUUGAAUUGCCACUGUUUGGAGUCAACAUUAAGACAUCCUCAAAGGAUUACCUUCCAGAAUCCAGAGUUGUUAUCGAAUUUAGUGCUGGAUAUGCUUUUGGAAGUUAUGUUGCUGGUGAUGCUGAGCUGAUAAUUCAAAAUAUUGCUGACGAUCAGGUUUAUUAUGUGAAGCAGUUUAGGAAUGUUGAUUCUACUGAGUCAACGACCAUAAACAUGAAAAAAGACUUUAAUACACAAAUCCACAACAGAGUUGUUCUUAAGGCUACGCUGAUGUUUACUGAAUUUGAAUCUGGAUUGACUUACAAUAAAUCUACGGAAUUUACAGUUCAUGCUGACUCAAAAAUUAAAUUAACUCCAGUACAUCCAACAAAAUUUACUCCUGGCUUUCCAUUUGAUUUUAAAGUUUUUGUGCAGAACUGGAAGAAUGAAACUUACAAUUCCUAUGACGAAGUCGAAAUGGAUUAUUUAUUCAAGCUUGCCGACGGCACUCGCAAAAAAAUCACAUUCCAUCCACUUUUAAGCAAUGGAACAGCUGAGCAAUAUACAAUGGUUCCAGAAGAUGCAAUCGAGUUUGAUAUUCAGUGUAGAUUUUUGAACAGCCGGGUGUACAGAGUGAAGGUUGGAAUGGCAAAGCCUGAUCAUGAAUCAACGAAGCUGGAUAUAGCUUAUUAUCCGAAUAGCCCCCAUUUAGGCAGCACCUUUGAUGUUCAUGUCAGAAGUGAGAAGUUCCUUAACAACAUCAUAGUCGCAAUCAUGACAAAGUAUGGAAAUGUAGACACAAGGAUGAUUAAUUGCCAAAAUCAAAUUGUCUGUAGCUUCGAAAUUGUUGUAGUUGAGGAAAUGAUACCAAAAUUUACACUUGAGGUUUAUCAUGUUCGGCACAUAGAUGCUGUGGAUUAUGGAACUGUCGAGAUCAGCACGAGAAAUAUUGGUGAAAAUUAUCUUAAAAUGAAACUGUCCCACAAUGUCGUAACCUCAAAAUCUACAAUCUCGAUGGCUUUUAACACAACAGAAAACUCCAGAAUCUUUCUGCUGGCUGUCGACAAGCGACUCACAUUCCUAGGUACCUCAAAUGAUUUAAAAAGAGAUGAUAUCAUGCACAAAAUUGGACAUAUCGACACCAAACAUGCUGUUAUUUUAGAUGACAUGCAAUCGUGGCACAUUUGCACAUCAGAAGAGCUACUCCGUCUAGAAAAUGGAAGAAGUACAGUUGUGCCACAUUCGUAUGGGUUCGAUUUUAGCGAUGAUAAUGAUGAUGAUGACUUCAAUGAUUCCAGUGAGAAUUUUGACGAUGAUGAAAAUGCAGGAGAAAAGCAAGAAGAAGAAGAUCUUGGAGACAUUCGUGAGAAUUUUCCUCACACGUGGCUGUUUGAGACCAUUGAGACUAAUUUAACAAUAACAAAUCAAACUUAUAAAGUUCCUGAUUCUAUAACAUCGUGGCACAUAUCAGCAUUCUCAGUUCAUGAUGAAAAAGGACUUGGAAUUAUGAAGCCUAAAGAACUUUUAGUUAAAAAUGAUUUUUUCAUCAAAUUCAGUCUGCCUUAUUCACUGCGAUACAAAGAAAUAUUAAGAAUCGAUGUCAUGGUCUUUAACCACAAUAGAAAUAAUCAGAAAGUGACUGCAAAAAUCAAAAUGUUAAAUCUUCGGAAUGACUUAACGCAGCCAUUUGAAUUUGUUGAGUACGACAAUUGCACAGCAAUGUUCAACACAAACCGCAACAUGAUUCAUGAGAUUGAAGUUCCAUCAGCUGGAAUCAAAAAGGUCUCAUUUUAUAUCCGAUCAAGUCCAACUGACAAUGACUUUACUAAGGAAAAGUACAUCAAUAUUAUAGUCACUGCUGAAGCUACCGAUAAAAGUAAUAAUAAGUUUAAAGAUUCGGUUCGAAAGAGCCUAAGGAUUGCUAAUUUUGGAGUUAAACUCAUGGACAUACAUUCUGUUGGAUAUACUCUGUCUGGAAAUAAGUUUAAUUCUGUCUUUUCGACCAACAACAGUGACACAUAUACGAACUCUUAUUGUGUAGUUUCUGGGGAUUAUUUAAGUGAGAAGAUCAGCAUUGAAUCUGAGUUUGAGCAACACUCAAAUGAUUUAAUUGAGCAGAAAAUAGCAAAACUAAAAUGGAAUAUUAAUCAUCAUCGUUACUUAAAAAGCAAGAACAAAUCUAGGGACAGUAAGUUCUUCAAGGAAGAAUUUCAAGAUAUAUUGGUGAUGCGUGAGCUUCAAAAAGACACCGCAAUAUCGUCAGGAUUCCUAUCAUUUUAUGUUGAUACUCUUGCAUCAGCUAUGACUGAAAAGAUGAUUUUUGAGAUGCCAGACGUGAUUGAAAAGGAACUAGACAUUCUUAAAAGUUAUCAGCUAGAAACUGGAGGAUUUUCUAAUUUUGGAAGCAUGCUUGAGUUCAAUAAGAACAGUUCUGACUACAACAAUACAAAGAUAUAUUUUGAAACUGCUUAUGUCCUUAUAUCCUUCCUAAAAUCAGAUAAGAUCGUUGAUCAAAAGUAUGAGGAUGUUAUAACAAAGGCUUUAGACUUCCUUGAAGAUAAUUUCCGUUAUUAUGAAAAUAGCAAUGAAGCUUCCUCAAUAGCUGCUUAUGUCUUUUCAUUAAAAUCACUAACUGAUGAAAGCUAUGAGAUAAGAACUAAAGAAAUCAUGGAUAGUAUUGAGAAUACAUUAAUUGAUCAUGGAAACAUGGAAAUGUGCAUUAAAUUGACAGCAACUGAUGAUGACUGCAACAUAAGAUACACAGCUUAUACAGCUAUGGCAUUCAUCAACCUAGAUGCAAUACAUAAAGCAGUUCCAUUAGUUUAUUGGCUUCUUAAAUCAUACAACUUCAAUGUCUUAAAUGGAGACUACUUCAAUGCAGCAAUCAUAUCAGAACCAAUAGCCAAAGUCGCCAACUUGCUGAACAGUAACUCAACUGACAUCACAAUUCUGUUAAAAGAUGAAUUUAAUUUUGAGGAAACAUUAAAGCUCACAGAAUACAACUCAACGGAUUUCCAUUUGGUCAACUUCCCAACACACUCAAAAGUUCUUGGCUCAACAAUCUCUGGACAUGGCUUUGUAUCAGUCACAAAAAUUGUUGAACGGACACUCGACUUUGCUAUUGCAAUAGAACCAACAUUUCACAUAGCUGUUGCCAUAAUUAAUGAUAAAAUUGUUACAAAAUCUGGUGAAAUUGUGAUUAAUGUUUGUGCUGAUUAUGAUCAAGAAGAGUGGUCGAUGGUGGCAAUGAAGCAUGUUAUUUAUGAGGUACAAAUGCCUAGCGGAUACAUUUUUGAUGAGAUUAUUGAUUUGGUGUGGAAAAAGAAGGACAUUAGGCUAGUAAAAGAAGGCAGGAAGAAGUCAUAUGUCAUAAUACACUUCAUGAACUUCCAAGGCUCCCAGAAAUAUUGUAUCGACAUCAAGGCAGUCAAGAUGUUUGAUGUGAAAAGUCCACAAAAAUCAAGUGUCAAAGUUUUUAGUUUUGAUAACAAAAAAAAAUUCGGACUCGAGUUCUAUGAGAUUCCUGUGAAAGGUGGAUGUUGA
Molecule: messenger RNA, 4191 nt
Organism: Chironomus riparius
Lineage: Eukaryota; Metazoa; Arthropoda; Insecta; Diptera; Chironomidae
Source: the annotation of a GenBank genome assembly